Molecule: messenger RNA, 1844 nt
Organism: Pteronotus mesoamericanus
Lineage: Eukaryota; Metazoa; Chordata; Mammalia; Chiroptera; Mormoopidae
Gene: KCTD6
Product: potassium channel tetramerization domain containing 6
Exons: 3
Coding region: 445-1158 (237 amino acids)
Biological process (GO): ubiquitin-dependent protein catabolic process; protein homooligomerization
Molecular function (GO): cullin family protein binding
Source: RefSeq, a predicted model, not a curated record
ACUCUUUGUGAGGAAUGAAAGUUUGUCACAACAACCCUGAGUUUGACGUUGAUUCCGUUUUUCACCCUGUAGCAUGUGGAGGCCUAUCUAUAUCUAUACCCAACUGCUGAGUGUGGAGAAUAAAAACUGACUGCGUGUUGUCAGGGUCCACAUUCUAGCUUGUUUGCUUUGAAGAAUUUUCGAGGUGGAGAAGUAAGAUGCUUCAGGGUUUGAUUUCAGCCCAUGCUGUGCUAUGCAAAUGUUCUCUACAUGCCUGAGUGACCUUUUGAGAAAGAGCCUUUGUGAUCUUCUGUAGCCAGGGCCUGUUCUGGGAACAGUGUGCCAGAUUCCUCUAAAAGUGGGAAAAGUGGAUCUGUUUAAAGACCACAUAAAAAAGCCAAUGCUUUUCCUGGGUAAAUAUCGUUUCCCUGGAACCUGGGCUCCCCAGACGCCGCGCUGGAGCAGAUGGAUAAUGGAGACUGGGGCUAUAUGAUGACUGACCCAGUCACGUUAAAUGUAGGUGGACACUUGUACACAACAUCUCUCACCACAUUGACGCGAUACCCGGAUUCCAUGCUUGGAGCUAUGUUUGGCGGGGACUUCCCCACAGCUCGAGACCCUCAAGGCAAUUACUUCAUUGAUCGAGAUGGACCUCUUUUCAGAUAUGUCCUCAACUUCUUAAGAACUUCAGAGUUGACCUUACCUUUGGAUUUUAAGGAAUUUGAUCUGCUUAGGAAAGAAGCAGAUUUUUAUCAAAUCGAGCCCUUGAUUCAGUGUCUCAAUGACCCUAAGCCUUUGUAUCCUAUGGAUACUUUUGAAGAAGUUGUGGAGUUAUCUAGUACUCGGAAGCUUUCUAAGUACUCCAAUCCAGUAGCUGUCAUCAUAACCCAAUUAACCAUCACCACCAAGGUCCAUUCCUUACUAGAAGGUAUCUCAAACUAUUUUACAAAGUGGAAUAAGCACAUGAUGGACACCAGAGACUGCCAGGUUUCCUUCACUUUUGGACCCUGUGAUUAUCACCAGGAAGUUUCUCUGCGGGUCCACCUGAUGGAAUAUAUCACAAAACAAGGCUUCACGAUCCGCAACACCCGAGUGCAUCAUAUGAGUGAGCGGGCCAAUGAGAACACAGUGGAACACAACUGGACUUUCUGUAGGUUGGCCCGGAAGACAGAUGAUUGAUCUUUAACCCUGGGAAAAGUUCCUGGAAACCAACUCUCCAGUAGAUGGAAGAGACUGAUUUUUUUUUUUUUUUAAUCACAGUGUGAGAUUUUUUAAAAAAUUUUUUGUAUUUAUUUGCAGGCAUUGAGGACCAGAAGGAAGUUUUAUGCUUUAGCAGGAUCUUCUAUGUUUUGUUCCCUUUGCCCUGAGUAUGCAUGUGCCUGUUCAGAGCCUCCAGAUACCUUUUUUAUAAAAAGAAGUCUAAAAAUUAUUAUGGUCUAUAAUCUACCCUUAACAGAGCUUUUUUGUAUUACAGUGCUAAAAUGAUUUCUGAGUAAAUGGUCCCUAACUCAACUAGAAGGCUAAAAAAAUGCAGGAAUGAAAGAAUAAACAGAGUACUCAAGAUGCUUUUGACAAAAAUCAAAACAUCAUGUAGGGUGACCUAGUUUCCAAUAAUCCGUAUUGUAAUAUUAAAGGAAAACUGUUCCAGUCGUUUAAAAGUACUUGUUAAGUACUGCUUUUUACAGUUACGACAACUGUUUCUUUCUAUGCAUAUAAAUCAAGCAACCAAAUAUCUGUAGCCAUGGAAAUGUCUGACUAGAAAUAUUUAUAUUGGAUUCUGAAUACAAAAUGUCCCUGUGGUAGAAAUCUUACUUCUUAUGCCUGGUACAGUAUUAAUUCCCAAGUGUACUGUCUACCAGGAAAAA